CCGUUGACGUCGAACCUUUGAACCUUCAGCUCUUGCGACAUUGCUAGGCUACAUGGCUCUGCCUUUACUCCUACCUCCCAUUCUCUACACGGACUCCAGUGUAGGCAGGUGGGGCUGUCUCCUAAAUCAAUACAUCAGAGGCACUCCUUGGAGCUUGUGUGGCAGCUGAGCGUUACAAGGCACCAAUUUGGAACCCCAGUGAUAAAGAUCAACUUCGUUCCUUCAUGUCGUCUUUCAAGAUCUCAAUACCUGAUGCGUUGAUUGAUGAUCUGCGUCAAAAGCUUGAGCUCGCAAGACUUCCCGAUGAAUUAGAAGACGCAGGUUGGGAUUAUGGGGUACCCUUGGCUGAUGUCAGACGCUUAGUAGCCCUUUGGAAGGACGGAUACGAUUGGAGGAAGCACGAGAAGGAACUGAACGACGAAUUGCCUCAAUUUACUCGGGAUAUCGAGGUUGAAGGAUUUGGAUCGCUCAACGUCCACUAUGUGCACAAGGAAAGCGAGACAAAGAAUGCGAUUCCACUUUUAUUCAUCCAUGGAUGGCCAGGAAGUUUUUUAGAGGUUCGGAAGAUUCUACCAUUGUUAACAUCGGGAUCGCCCUGCUUCCACGUCGUUGCCGUGGGUCAGCCAGGAUAUGGAUUCUCUGAAGCGCCGAAAAAGGGAGGAUUUGGUGUUCCUCAGUACGCCCAACUCGGCCAUAAACUGAUGAUUUCACUUGGAUACACCGAAUACGUGACACAAGCAGGUGACUGGGGACACUCGGUUGCUCGAACAAUCUCCAGCGUAUAUGGUCCGAAAUACGCUAAAGCAUGGCACACCAAUGUUCUGUUUGGGUUCCCACCGGCUCACGACUCUCCAGAGACUUACACACUAGCUGAGAAAGAGGGCCUGGAGCGAUCAAAGUGGUUUCAGGAGAAAGGAACGGGAUACAUGCACGAGCAUAAUACGCAACCCCAAACACUUGGAUAUAGUCUCGCUGACUCGCCCGUUGGACUUCUUGCUUGGAUUUAUGAGAAACUGGUUAAUUGGAGUGAUACGUAUCCGUGGGAUGACGAUGAAGUACUGACUUGGAUCUCUAUAUACUGGUUCUCUCGUGCUGGGCCGGCUGCCUCGAUCAGAAACUAUUAUGAACAUAAUAAAAUGGGAGGAAGACUUUGGUUGAUUGAAAAGUACCCAACUACCAUCCCUCUUGGCUAUUCUCGCUUUCCCAAAGACCUAGCUGUACAUCCGCGAUCGUAUGUCCACAUCUUACACCAUUUAUUGUUACUACUAACCUUGUGCUGCAGUUGGAUCAAAGAAACGAACCUCGUCUUUGAGUCGGUCCAUGAGUCCGGUGGUCAUUUUGCCGCACACGAAAAACCGAUCGAGUUGGUGGACGAUCUAAGAAAGAUGUUUGGAAAGAAUUGUCCUGCGUUUGGUGUAGUCGCUGAAAGGAACGGCUACUGAUGAUUUAGAGAAUCGGGAGUUUAUAUUUUUCUGUAAUAUCAUGAUCAUUCCCGCUGUAAUGUUGUAGGCAACGUGGAGUCCAAUUUUUUUGACA
Messenger RNA from Marasmius oreades (fairy-ring Marasmius), 1536 nucleotides. RefSeq lists its product as uncharacterized. Gene Ontology annotation, molecular function: epoxide hydrolase activity. NCBI's taxonomy places the organism in Eukaryota, Fungi, Basidiomycota, Agaricomycetes, Agaricales, Marasmiaceae. The record is from RefSeq and is a predicted model, not a curated record. Bases 225 to 1442 code for a protein of 405 amino acids. The transcript is spliced from 6 exons. Gene Ontology annotation, biological process: epoxide metabolic process.